Messenger RNA from Panonychus citri (citrus red mite), 444 nucleotides. RefSeq names its product GMP reductase 1-like. Lineage: Eukaryota; Metazoa; Arthropoda; Arachnida; Trombidiformes; Tetranychidae. Gene Ontology annotation, molecular function: oxidoreductase activity. The record is from RefSeq and is a predicted model, not a curated record. The transcript has a single exon.
AUGGCGGGUAAUGUGCUCACCGAAGAGAUGGUCGCGGAACUGAUUCUCGCCGGUGCAGAUAUCAAGGUAGGAAUUGGUCCUGGAAGUGUUUGUACCACCAGGAAAAAGACUGGAGUGGGUUAUCCACAGUUAAGUGCCGUCAUUGAAUGUGCCGAUGGCGCUCAUGGGCUUGGUGGUCACAUUAUUUCGGACGGUGGUUGUAUAUGUCCAGGUGACGUCUGCAAAGCUUUUGGUGCCGGUGCUGAUUUCGUGAUGCUCGGUGGUAUGUUGUCAGGUCACACUGAGUGUGGAGGUGAAACUAUUGAAAGAAAUGGUAAAAAAUAUUAAAAAUUUAUUGGGAUGAGCUCAGCCACUGCCAUGAAAAAACACCAUGGUGGUGUAGCGGAGUAUCGAGCAUCAGAGGGCAAAACUGUUGAGGUUCCAUAUCGGAUUUCACCAACCUGA